Trematosphaeria pertusa is the source of this 633-nucleotide messenger RNA. RefSeq lists its product as uncharacterized. The record is from RefSeq and is a predicted model, not a curated record. The coding region runs from base 1 to 633 and encodes 210 amino acids. NCBI's taxonomy places the organism in Eukaryota, Fungi, Ascomycota, Dothideomycetes, Pleosporales, Trematosphaeriaceae. The transcript has a single exon.
AUGGCGCGCACAGCGGCUUUUAAUUCAAGCCAUAUCGGGGCUCUUCGUCAUCACCAACAGCAGAAGCAAAGCCCUGCCCUUUCAUCUUCCCAUCUCGACGACCAGUCUCCUUCCUCAUCUCUCCUUGACGAAAGUUCGUUCACCAAAGACUCAAUCUGCGUCAAACCCUUCGAUCGAUGGAGGCCCCUCGGCGGCAGGCCUCAGCACGACAUAUUUCGCCGGUUCAAAGUCCAACCUAGCGAGAAGGAGGAUUUUAUGCUACAUUGGGUACGCAAAGGGCUUUCGUAUGGCUUCAUCACACACGAUGAAAGCGGCAUCCUCGUCUUUCGCGUGAGUUCGGCCGACCUCUCGCAUUUGGCUGCUCUCGACAUCGGUCGUUCGGACGUCUCAGAGCCUUGUCCCCAAUGGAUACAUGUAUACGACGAAUACGGGGUGUCAUGGCUGACCCAAUUCCGCCUGGUAGACCUCGACAACUUUCCCAAGGUCUACGACACCAACGGGCACCCGAUAUUCGCUAGGGGAAGACUUGGCCGAUACGGACCGUCGGGUCUCACUCCGUUUGAUUUCUACAGCCGUAUGGCUGAAUCUCUCGGGGGUGGAGGAGUCACAAGGAUCCAGGCCAAGACGGAAUAG